Messenger RNA from Ctenopharyngodon idella (grass carp), 2664 nucleotides. RefSeq names its product DEP domain containing 7, paralog a (gene depdc7a). The record is from RefSeq and is a predicted model, not a curated record. NCBI's taxonomy places the organism in Eukaryota, Metazoa, Chordata, Actinopteri, Cypriniformes, Xenocyprididae. Bases 290 to 1822 code for a protein of 510 amino acids. Gene Ontology annotation, biological process: intracellular signal transduction. The transcript has 9 exons.
GCCUGCCUUCUAUCUAGCUGUCCGUCCGUCCGUCCGUCCGCCUGCCUGCCUUCUAUCUAUCUAUCUAUCUAUCUAUCUGUCCGUCUGUCUGCCCUCUGACAAAGAGUGUAACACCCUGGUCAUCAUUAACUACCCUUUUAAAGUGCAUGGCUUAUCACACCCUCAUGUGUUCCCAUAAAGCCCAGGUGAUAAACCACCCUACAUACAGGGCUCAGAUGGGCAGGUUAAAGGAAGGGAAGGUGACUCUGGAUUCUUGAUAAGAAAACCGGAACAACAGCCAGACACAGGGAUGGCUGGGAAGCCAUUCCGAGCCACGUAUAUCUGGACUAACAUCAUCAACAACCUUCAGACUCAGGUGGAGGUGAAGAGGAGACGCCACAAUCUGAAAAUUUACCAUGACUGCUUUCUGGGGUCUGAAGCCGUGGAUGUGGUUCUGGCUCACAUCAUUCAGAGCAAAGUCUGUGGGGAUGCCGAAGUGCCUCGUUCCAAAGCGGUUCGCCUCUGCCAGGCCCUCAUGGAGGCCAGGGUCUUUGAGGCGGUGGACACUAAGGUGUUUGGGAAAGAAAAGAGGCAAGCGAAGUUUGAGGACAGCAGCUGUAGUCUGUACAGGUUUCUAAACAGGCCGACUCCCAGCACAUCGAGCUCAGAGACCAUUGAGAGUGGAUACAACUCUCUCAGCAACCAGAGGAACACUUACAGCCCACCAUACAAAAGGAAAGAGGAUUCUGUGAAUUCAAACAACUCGCCUGUCAAAACGGAAAAAUCUCUGGAGGAUGUUUUAGGAAAUCUGAACAUGAACACAACCAUCACACCACAGAUGAUGAAUCUGGGGUUAUCACAGGAGUUGAUGGAUGAGAUAUGGCGGCAGGAGACGGUACUAAGGCUCCUGCAGUUGAUUGAACUGCCGCUUCUGGAGAGCCUGUUGGAGGGCCAAGAGAGCCCUCGUCCGCCCCUUCACAGCAUGGACAGCGACCCAGACCUGCUCUACACCAGCAGCUACCUGGACCGUGAGAUCCUGAAGGCCUUCAGCGAAGCUCAAGCAGAUAGCUGGUUGUCAGCAGCUGUGGACUGUCUGGAGUUUCUUCCGGAUCAGUUGGUGGUGGAUGUGAGCCGAGGGCUGGCCAAGUGUGCAGAGGAGACGUCCCAGUACAAGCAGCUCCUCUACGGAGUCCUUGUUCAGCACUACGGCCAGUCUGAAUACCCACCGCUGCUCAGCAACCACGUCUUUGACAUCCACUCAGGCGUCUCCGAGCUGCUUGUGAACGGGAAGCAGGAGCAGGCGCUGGAGUCUCUUCAGUUGUGUCUGAAGCUGCAGGAUUCACGCAGUAGAGAGGAGCUCCGCAGGUUACUGCGCUUUAUGGCCCUCGCCGCCGGCCCUCAGGAGAUCAAACUGCACAAAGAGAUAGAGAACAGAAUGGCAGUAAAGAGGGCGUUCUCCAGUGCCAUUGUGUAUGGAACUAAACUAGCCAAGGGGAAGGUUGAUCUUCUGGUACUUUUCAUGAUGGACAACCACCACGACCUCUUCAAGAUUCCCGUCACAUUGCACAACCUUGUAAGUGAUAAAUUGGCCAGUAUCAUCAAAGGAACAGAUCCUGAUCUCAUCACAGGAACAACAUACUGUCGCCGUCUCACCAGAAAAGAUUACAUGGAAACAGUUCAGAAAACUACCAGAGAAGAGCUUUGGACAUUACUAAAAACUAUUCACGAGAACACUAAACUCUCUUUGAAGGAGAAGCGCCGUCUGCUCGGACAGUUCUACAGAGGCCAUCCUGAAAUAUUCGUGCAAUAUUUUGGCAACAGAAUUUCCAAUGUUUAUAUUUAAUAGGAUCUUUAAUUGAUAUUCCAAAUAUUGUAUAAUAUGUAAAGAGUAUUUUGUAUGUUGUAAAUAUGUAUAUAUUAUAGACAAAACUGAAUACUACUACUUUUAUGUCUGUAUUGAUGAGAGAAUGACAUUUGUUGGACAAUCACAUUUUCCUUUUCUUCAUCAAAAUUAUUACUUAAUAUUAUCACUUAUUACCCUAAAACUACCUGUCAUCAGACGACAAAUCAGACAAACAGACAAAGUAAAAUGUUUUUAAUAGAAAAAAUAGGCUACAGAAGUGUCCUAUCUUUUUGUCAACUCUGUUAAUAUAUGAAAACGAAAUCAGGCAAAAUCAAAGACAGCCUUCAUCCUGAAGGUCCUCUUUCUGUAUUUCACCUGCUCCGAGUUCAUCAAGCUCACAGGCUCUGGUGAGAUUUACCAUUUCUAAAAUAAUUUUAAGAAAUUGUGCUUAUAUUUUCAUAACCAUGAUAUGCUGACUCCGUCAUACAAAUUGUUUCGAAAUUGUUUGACAUUUCCAUUUAAAGUCGCCAUAAAACAGAAGUUGUGAUAGUCUUUUCUUCCCUAUUGUGAUGUAUAUCCAAGUGAAACAGCUUCUCAAACAAGAAACAAUGUAGGGCGGGGCUUGAUUUUGUCCAUGGGGAAUAGACUGAACGGUUGUCGUUUGCUAUUGGUCAAUCUCAUCUGAGUGACAGGUUGCCCCGCCCUCAAGCCAGUAAACAUGUCAUCAGAGAAGAGGAAGGGGAAUUUAAGAUUAUGAGGCACAUGAAUAAAAAAAAUCAAAUAAUAAUGCACAAAUAAAUCAUAAUAAACUGCAAUAUUCCAUAAAAAAUAGGAAUUGUCAA